Molecule: messenger RNA, 6819 nt
Organism: Pararge aegeria (speckled wood butterfly)
Lineage: Eukaryota; Metazoa; Arthropoda; Insecta; Lepidoptera; Nymphalidae
Product: neuroblastoma-amplified sequence-like
Exons: 41
Coding region: 142-6726 (2194 amino acids)
Biological process (GO): retrograde vesicle-mediated transport, Golgi to endoplasmic reticulum
Cellular component (GO): Dsl1/NZR complex; endoplasmic reticulum membrane
Molecular function (GO): SNARE binding
Source: RefSeq, a predicted model, not a curated record
UUUUCAUUGGCAAGAAACCACAUACCGAAGAAAAGAAAACAGUAGUAUUAUUUAAUGUAUUUUAGUGUAUUUAUCGCAAACUAUGUAUGUAAAAUAGUUUUAACCCAUUCAAAUAAGAAGGUAAUAUAGAAAUUGUUGAGAAUGGCUGAAAACAAACCCAUUUUACACGAGUUAUAUGUAUUUUCUGAAUGGAAACCUGAGCCAGAAUAUUUGCAAAAACCUGACAAUAUAUUACCAGAGAAUAUAUCAAGUUUGUGGCGAUGGUUAAAAUUUUUUGGCCCAAAAAAGAGUUUGAUAGACAGUGUUACUGCGCACUUAGAGAAGCAGCAGAAGUGGCAUAUAGCACUAGGUGAUGAGGGAAAAGUUAUUGCGGUUCUCACAGAUAACAUAUUGGAGAUUAGAACCAAAAGGUCUGAGUAUGCUACCAUUGCAGCACGGACUACAGUUUCCAGAGAUGGUUAUUCCCAAUGGAGGAAGUUGGUUUGGAGUCCUGACUGUUCAUUUAUAGUUGUGGCCUACGGCAAUGGAGUUGUUAGCUUUUUUGAUCUCACUGCUUCCAAUCUUUUCAACAUACCAGUUGAUUGCUCGAGACCUGGAGGCUUGGAAUGUACAGAUAAUACUCACGCAGUUUCGGCCAUUGUUUUUAGGCCGCUAAGAGUUAAAGAUACGAAAUGGAACUGGGAAGUGCUUGUGGUGACAUACGACGGCAAACUGCGCGGCUACCUCGUGUCCCAGACGGACGGGUUCAAGCUACACCACUCGUUCCACUUCCCCGGGGGAGUGGCCGCAGCGUCGUACUGCGAACCGCACGCCACGCUCUACGUCGCAGGUGUCCCGAGAGCGCCUCACAAGGAUCCCUCGUCCCCAGUGAGUGCCGGUAUUACAGCGUGGAGGCUGCUGAACGACGAGCCGUUUUAUAAGCUAUCAGUGGUCUCCGACGAGCUGGAAGCGCAACUUGCCAACGAGCGGUUCCACCUCUACAUGCCAUUUGUUUUCCCAACGAACAUGAACUUUAUAAUCCGCAUGGCGACGUCACCGGACAACAGUAAGCUGGUGUGCAUCCAUUGCAACGGCGAUAUCUCAGUGUGGCGGCUGCCCGUGCUGAAGGCGGAGCGGCGCUUCCGGCUUGCGGAACAGCCUCAGCACGCGUUACAGAACCCGCUCACUCCCGACCAGGGGCCCAAAGACUCGUCCCUCUACCUACCUGCCGAUGUCAACUGGUGGAGCAACGAGGAGGUCAUCGUGUCGCGGUUUAGUGGCGCGGUGUCGGUGUGCGGAAUCAAAGACAUGCUAAACAUUCUCGGCAAGAAACCGGAGUUUUUUCAAGGAACACCAAAGCUGACUUGCGCGCACGACGGUGCUUUCAUGGCCUUGGAGUGCGAGUCCAAUGUUUUGCCAGCGAGAAAGUCAAGAAGUGACGAAUCUAUGGAAGUAGUCCAAGCAGAAGCGGCGUUGGAAGAUUCAAUGCUGGAAGUAGCGAAGGAGCUGUUCAAGUCGGUACUGUUCGCGAUCACCGACAUGGAGACGUUCCAGCCGAAGCCGAAGAAGAUCACCGUGGUCUCCAGGAUUUACAGGCUUCUGGGAGUAAAGAGUACCACGCCUACCGAAUUGUUCUCUAGAAAGAUCGAAAGCGGUAAAUAUACAGAAGCGUUGAUGUUGGCCGAGGCCUUCGACCUGGACAGCGAUCUGGUGUACCAGCAGCAGUGGCGAAAGAACCCCGUCUCUACCGAUGCCAUACAGAACUACUUGAGUAAAGUAUCAAAGAAGAUCUGGGCAGUGCAUCAGUGCGUGGACCGUUUGCCCGAAAGCUUGCAAGCCGCCGAAGAGCUCUUGCACUUCGGCUUGGAACUCACCAACGAGAAAAUAUUGGAUGAAAUCAACAAGGACCUGUCCGAAGACGAGUGGAAGGAUCCAGACAGCGUCACUCUGGAAGACCUCAAUGCGUAUACGAGUGAACUGCUACGAUGCAGGCACGUCAUGCUAUUCUACAAGGAACGUCUGAGGCUGUAUGAGGCAAUACUCCGGUGCGAAAAAUCGACGUAUGUAAAAGACGAGUACCAUCGACUCAGAAGCAACAGUAUUGUUCAUAGUGCUAUGGAAAUUGCUAAAGAAGGCCGCAUAGAAGCUCUUACUUGUCUAUGGCCGUACAUAAAGAGCCUGCCGAUGCAGCUGGCAGUGUUGGACAAAUUACCAGAGACAAUUUAUCCCUUGGACUACCAACAUUUGCUGCCUACAAAGGAACCGCUGACUUGGUUCGAGAAGAAAUCGCCUAUUAAGAUUCAGCCCUCGGAACAUGACAAUGAUUGGUGUAAGAAGGAGAUGUUUAGAUCAAUAUGGAGCUCAAACUGGUCCGAAGACUCAACGCCGGACACCGAAACGGCAACCAACAUAGACGAUGAUCUGGCCAUGUGGUACGACAAGCGUGCGAGGGAGAUAGAAGAGCGCAGCGCAUUAGCCUCUCACGCUCUAACCUUAGUGACCAUCGCCAAAGUGGGCGGGGCAGUGGAAAAUCUUGAUAACAUUAUGUUCCACCUUCUAACACUAGACACUUUGAUAUAUGACAUCAACGUGGAAGGCGUCUCCCUUGCUCAGCUGGAGAAAAUGUCCAACUUAGAAAUAUGCAAGUUGCUGAUGUCGAUGUCGACUCCAGAAACAUUCGUCUCGGAUUUGAAGAAAUACCUAAUCCCAUUCCUGAAGCGUUAUGAGUACUUAACGAAGCAAAUAGAGUACUGCAUAGUGGGACUUACGGAGUUCCUGGAGAGCAUAAGUGUAGACGAUCUCUCUUACAUACUGCUGGUGCUCCAGUCUCACAAGGACUUCGAACUGGACGUGCGAACUCACCUGGAGUUGGUGGAGAAGUGCCUGUUCGCACACCGGGGCAUAGAGCAACUCGACAUGGCGUGCGAUCUGCUGGAUACUAUACUGAAGGAGACCGACGGCAGCAUAUCGACGUCGUCGCUGCUGCGGCGCUGCGCCGAGCUGCAGCGGCUGGUGGCGGGCAGCGAGUGCCUGGCGUGCCGCGGCGUGCGGGUGCCGCCGUGCGAGCUGCGCGACCUCAACCAGGACGCGGCGCGCGCGCACCAGCUGCUCGUGCGCGUGGCGCGCGGGCACGCGCUCGCCGCCGCCGCGGGGGCAGAAAAACCGACACAACAGGAUUGGGAGAAUCUCCUCAAAGAUUUACUAGAACUGCGGACUACGCUCUUCGACUGCAUUACCACAGAACAAUGUUAUGAGAUAUACGUAUCGGCGCUGUUAACGUCGGGUGAAGCUUCAACGAUACGCCUCGCGUCAGACGUGCUGACGGUGUCGCCCGGAGCACGCGCGGUGCCCAACUCGCCGUACAAAAUAGAGUACAAACGUAGCGUGGAAAUAGUGUCUAACGCAGCUAAGGAGUACUUCAACUCGUCAUCGUCACUGAGUGAUCCAGCUUUAGAAUUAGCUAAAUGCUGUCUUAUGCUCAUCACUGAAGGCGACAGUGAAAUUGAAAAGGAGUUGGAUCUUAUAGCUGCUUUGCCGCUUUUGUCUGCGUGCAAUUUGGCUCUACUUCCAAUUCAAGUUCGCCUCUGCGACGACAGAAUGGAAUUGAUAGAGGAAUGCCUGAAAUCGGAUCCCGGCGCAUAUUUGGCGAGUCACAAACUACUGAAGCUGGCCAAGUUGUUGCGGAUCGCGGGAGACCAUGAGCAGAUGAGGGAGGGUCAGGUGCUGGUGGCGGUGGGGGAGCACGCGGUCCGUGCGGGGGCGGCGGGCGGCGUGGUGGCGGGCGCGACCGCACGGCGCUUGGCGGCGUUGCGGCACGCGCCCGCGGCCGAACUGCUGGCGCGGAUAGCGCGUCACCCGCACGCGCACGCCACUACGGCCGACAGGCGCCACCUGCUGGCGGCCGCGCUAACACUCGCGCCGCAGGAGAACUUGCACGAGAUGCUUAAAGCUAGAUUAAACCUGGAGCUGGAGGGGCUGAAACAAAUGGGUGCGGCUCUUCGGGAAAACAGUCGUCUAGAAGCGCGCUGGCCGUCCACCGAGGAAGAAUUCGCUGACGCUAUCACCACGCCUGUAAUAGAGAAAAAAGAUUUGGUAUCACCCUCGCAGGCAGAUAAGAGACCAUUGCUGAAUUACUUAAUGGAUUCCUUCCAAAACAAAUUUUCUCUAGGUGCCAAGUCCAGCAGUCCGGAACCAUUAGAAACCUCUGUCCAUUGCCAAGAGUUCUACAACUCGCUGUACCCAGAGCACGACGUGUCCGAAAAUUACUACUGCUACGAUCGGUUCUCCAUACCGGACGACCUUGACUGUCACGUGGGCGUCGGCCAGACUUUGCUCAAGUGGUUCUACAUACAGAACUGUUUGGAGAACGGGGACUCUAAAAAAAUGGAGGUUGAUGUGGUUCAAAAAUGCGCCCAAGAGAUCCUCUACAAGGAUACGCCACUGAGCAUAGCGUGCCUCCUUCGCUCGCUGGAGGACAACUCGCAAGCCGCGAAGCUCAUAGACGCGCAGUACACGGACGCUGCGGUUAGCGCCGCGCUGUACGCCACUCUGAUCAAGUGCAACUCGCCCGACUUGCGUGAUAAUGUCUACCUGACUAAGCCGCGGAAGAUGGCGUAUAUGACGUUGCAACAAAACAACGCUUCGGAAGAACAGAUGGCGAUUUUAAAGCAGUGCAUAGACAAAUUGUGCUGCAUGGGCGAAGUUCUGCAGAUAAGGAAAUUGGGACUCAAUGUCAAUGGUCUGUUCUUCAAUGCCGAUUCUGACUACAGGAAGGAUAUUAUUUAUCGUUUAGCCAGCACGGGUGGCACGGAACACACCAAGCUUGCUUGUUUGUUGGCAAACAAGGAUGGGUUAGAUACCAUAGAUGUGUGGUUGGAGUACGCAAAAAAAACCGAAGCGCGUCUCGAUCCCGACACGUUGCCGCGGAACGCUUUCAACGCAGAAGCAGUCAUUCGCAUUCGAGACACGCUAUGGCCCGAAAUAAGCGGCAGCAACCACGCGGCAAUCAUCGACCUGUUCACCUUGCUGAAGAACAUCGACGAUAAGGCGCAGAUGUACGGCCUCACUCUGGUGGAGCACAUCAAGUUGCUGAAGAAAGCCAAGGCCGCUUCACCAGAGUUAGACUACAAGCUUCUUGUAGAGCAGCCUUCAGUGGAGAGGUUCACAUCCCACAUUCUGGGUAUCAUCAAACCGGAAAACGUCGGACUACUGACUAAAUUUCUACGCACACUACCGCCCGCCUUUAAGAUACCCGUUUCCGUCAACUCUUUGUAUACCAUGUGGCUUACGAGAUACUUCUUCAGUGAGGGCAUGACUGGUGACAAGAAGUGGAUGCAAGCUUGGCGGCAAUGCGCCAGCUACUUCACCAAGUUGGCCAAGGAAGAGCUGGUCAAGUUAGUCGCUGCCACGUGUUUCUCUUCCGAUGCCUUAGAAAGAGUACCGUGGGCGACGCGGCAUUUGAUGAUAAUGCAAGCCGUGGACUACUGCCAACAGGAGCAGGAAAAUGACUUUAAGAUCAAUAAAAACGAACAAUCGUGGGCGCAAAUAGGGCAAGAGUUGACCCGCUGGGCACGUUUCCUGGAGAACUUCCACUCGUCCAGCGUGCAGGCGAUCGCUGAUGGGAGCGGCAUGCUUAAGAAGGAAUACUGGCCUGAUUUGGAGAUGAGUCACGGGGAGUUAGAUAUGGUAUCAUAUGCGCUGGCCCACAUCGUGUUGAACGGCCGAGUGAGGUCUUCGGGACUGACUUCGCUAUUGCAGUGCUUGCACGUCCCGCUGAGUACAGAGCAGGUUUUCGAUCGUAUGCAUCAGGAGACAGAGCAGGAUGAGGACCUCAUCGAAACGCUGAUAAUGCGAAUCACACAGUAUCACCAGGAGGGCGUUCAGUUCACCGAAGACUUUUUGGAGCGAAUAAUGCACCGAGCGACCGAGCUGGGUCUACCUCCGCACAAAAAACUGGGCCUCCUUACGUUGAGCCAGAAGGUCAGCGUCCAAGAGGGAGACGAUAUGCUCAAGAUCGCGCAAUCUACUGUCGACUUGUUCAAAACGGAAUGGUCUGACAAUCAGUACGCACAAACUUUGACAGAUGAGAAACUAUUGACGGUAGAAGGUCGACGGGAGGUGUUCUAUUCGUUCGUCAAUCUGUGCAACACGUGGCAAAGGAGAAAAGCGUUCGUAGACGUUCUCGCUUGUUGGCCGCCCACCGUGUGCGAGGGCCGCAGUCUACACUGCGAGUACUUGCGCGACUUGCUCACUGGCAACCUGGACCCGCACCAAAAGGUGUUCCUCAUAAAGAUGUUGCUGAGACGGCCGGUGCUUCGGGACGAGGAUAUAAAAUUGAUAGUGGAGAACGUGUCGAGCAGAACGGUCGUGAACACCAUGUGGGUGCUGUUGCUGAGUAAGUGCCCGUGCUCCGAGGAGCUAGUGUACAAGCUGAUCAGCCAGUAUAAGGACAAAAUACUGGAGAGAUACAUAGAAGAAGAUUUCAUAAAAGAAAUGCUAGAUCAAGGGAUGUUUUUGAAACUGGUGUCCACUCCACUUUAUGUGCCGGUGGUCAACUACAUUAUGAACAUCAAUGCCUCCGUCGGCGAGCCAGCCAGCCAGUACACCAUUGCUUGGGCAACCGCUGAACUGAUCAAAGCUAAUUUCUUAGCUGAAGCAGGCCAUCUGCAAAUGCUGUCUAUGGGAUAUCCAGCCGCGCUGCGAGGUUUCUCUCAAACGGUGCAAUAUUGCAAACAUUAUCUGAAAUAAAAUCUUUAUAUGAUCUUUCUCAAUGUCUACUUAUUAAAUGUAGCUGUUUAUUGUAUCAAUCGAAUUAAGUUAUUAAAUUAUUUAUGAUGACUA